AUGACAACUUAUGAUUUAAAUAUAUCAUAUCCAGUUAAUAAUUAUGACACUACUAUUACUAAUACACAAUUGACUAAUUUAAAAAAUAUUGUAAUUACAAAUUAUCAAAAUGGUAUUUAUAAUCAAGCUAUAAAUUUUCAAAUUUUUGAUUCAAUAAAAUUACCAAUGAAUAAAGAUUUAAAUCCAAUACCAGUAGGUAAAAUAAAAGAAUCAUUGAUACCACAAUUUCCUAAAUUAAAAUUGUUCACAAGAAUCACAUUAAUCAUAAAUGACUUAUCAAAAUUAAGUAAUCUAUCUAAACUACAACAAUGUUUUGAUUUAAUUGCAAUUCAACCUUUAAAUGAAAAAGUGUUUCAAAAUGCUAUAGUCAAUCUUGAAAAUAAUAUAGAUAUAAUAAGUAUAGAUUUAAGUUCAAGAUUGAAUUUUUAUUUAAAACAUAAAGUUGUAAGUAAUGGACUAAAUAAAGGUAUUAAAUUUGAAAUUCAAUAUUCUCAAACAAUUUCAAAUUAUAUAAGUAAUGACGUAGGUAGUAAUUCAAAUUUAAUAAAAAAAAAUUGGUUUAAUAAUGUUUUACAAUUGAUUAGAUCUUCUAGAUCAAGAGGUUUAAUAAUCUCGAGUGGGGCACAAAAUCCUUUACAAAUUAGAAAUCUAAAUGAUAUUUUAAUAUUAUUGAAAACUUUAGGUAUAAAACAUGAAAAAGGUAAAAGCUUUAUAACGUUAAAUCCUGAGAGAGCUUUAAUAAAUGGUAAGUUAAGAACUAAAAGUUAUAGACAAACUGUUCUACAAGGUGAUGAAAAUAUAGUUGAUGAUAUUCAAUAUAAUGUAAAUGAAAGAGAUGUAACUAAAUUAACAAAUAGGAAAAGAGUACAAGAUUCUGCAAUUGGGCAAUUAAUUAAAAAGAAAAGGAAAAUUGAAUAA
Insectozyma verbasci is the source of this 918-nucleotide messenger RNA. The record is from the annotation of a GenBank genome assembly. Lineage: Eukaryota; Fungi; Ascomycota; Pichiomycetes; Serinales; Debaryomycetaceae.